AUGGACUCCUGCAUACUUUCAAGCAUGUCCCCAGUUCAACCCAGACGCUUCGCCUCGACUACCGAAGCCGAUAAGGUGGCUAAAUUCAAGGGAAAGAAAGGAUCUGAUGGGAACUACACGGUAACAUUAAUAGAAGGAGAUGGCAUUGGUCCGGAAAUUUCACAAUCUGUCAAGGAUAUCUAUAAGGCCGCCAAAGUCCCUAUUGUGUGGGAGCCGGUGGACGUCACACCGCGCUUGAAGGACGGCCGGACGGUUAUUCCAGACGAGGCAAUUGAGUCGGUGCAGAAGAACUACGUUGCAUUGAAAGGACCUCUCGCCACUCCUGUGGGCAAGGGACACGUCUCUCUGAACCUCACCCUCCGUCGAACCUUCAACCUCUUUGCCAACGUCCGACCAUGCCGAAGUAUAGAGGGCUACAAGACACCUUACGACAACGUGGAUACGGUCCUGAUUCGAGAAAACACUGAAGGAGAAUACAGUGGGAUCGAGCACGUGGUUGUGGACGGUGUUGUGCAGUCAAUCAAACUCAUUACCCGCGAAGCUUCGGAAAGAGUCCUCAGAUAUGCAUUCCAAUAUGCUCGCGAUGUCAACAAGAAGAAAGUUCGAGUCGUGCACAAAGCCACCAUCAUGAAGAUGUCCGACGGUCUUUUCCUGAGCACCGCGAGAGAUGUUUCCAGGAACUUUCCGGACAUCGAGUUCGACGCCGAGCUCCUCGACAAUGCCUGCUUAAAAAUUACCACCGACCCAGGCCCGUACUCGGACAAAGUCCUGGUCAUGCCCAACUUGUACGGUGACAUUCUCUCCGACAUGUGCGCCGGUCUAAUCGGUGGCUUGGGUCUCACACCCUCAGGCAACAUUGGCGACGAAUGCUCCAUCUUCGAAGCCGUGCACGGCUCGGCGCCAGAUAUUGCAGGCAAAGGUCUCGCCAACCCGACAGCCCUGCUCCUGAGCAGUAUCAUGAUGUUACGACACAUGGGCCUCAAUGAGUACGCCGUCAAAAUCGAGAACGCCAUCUUCGCCACUCUCAAGGACGGCAAGACCCUGACUGGUGACUUGGGUGGUAAGGCCAAGACUCACGAAUACGCCGCAGCUAUUAUCUCACAUCUGUAA
Molecule: messenger RNA, 1110 nt
Organism: Rhinocladiella mackenziei CBS 650.93
Lineage: Eukaryota; Fungi; Ascomycota; Eurotiomycetes; Chaetothyriales; Herpotrichiellaceae
Product: isocitrate dehydrogenase [NAD] subunit 2, mitochondrial
Exons: 2
Coding region: 1-1110 (369 amino acids)
Biological process (GO): isocitrate metabolic process; tricarboxylic acid cycle
Cellular component (GO): mitochondrion
Molecular function (GO): isocitrate dehydrogenase (NAD+) activity; magnesium ion binding; NAD binding
Source: RefSeq, a predicted model, not a curated record